Molecule: messenger RNA, 1429 nt
Organism: Acaulospora morrowiae
Lineage: Eukaryota; Fungi; Glomeromycota; Glomeromycetes; Diversisporales; Acaulosporaceae
Source: the annotation of a GenBank genome assembly
AUGUCAGGAAGUAUAGCGCCACCAAUGUCUGGCAGCACUUUCCUGUUAGCCAACCUUGAUUAUCCAAAACAAAAGGUCGUAUCGCCAACCUAUGUAGCAGAUAUAUUUGACAAGGCUAUACUUUCAAUGGAUCGGAUCAUAUUUACACACUCAAUAAUCGAUAAACCACAAGAGGGUCAACUUUAUCUUAUCUCCUUACCUCCAACCACCGAAGUCUCUUCUGACGGAUAUCAUUAUUUGGAUGCGGAAAUAACACUUAAGUCAAAUUUGCCGGAUGGAAGGGAAUUACUAUGCUCUGAGCGAAAACAAGGAUUCGCGCCCGGAGAUCCUAUAACAAGCAAAGUACGUAGAAGGUAUAGAUUUGCUACCGGCCAUUCUGAUCUUCAAUUGCUACAUUAUUCUUCUCUGGAUGAAAAUCAAAGGCAGAGAGUGAAUCCUGCAUAUAUGGCACCUAGAAGGUAUCCUAUUCCACCCAUGCCGGCAAGUAUCGGACCUUACGCAAGACCUCUGACUGGUAUGUCGCAAAUUCCAUCACCUAUGCAUAAACCUGUCCAAUCUUCACCGGCCCAGAGAGGUCCUAUUGCAACCGCACCUACCAUACCAAUGGUCAAUCCGUACGUACAGUUUCAGGCCCGUGCCGGGGGUGGAAUAAAUCAACGUAUGAACCCGCAGGGACAUCUUACUCAUACUCCUGCAAAAUCUAACAGAAGAGCAAAAGGUGCAAAGAACAAAUCAGCAAUGGCAGCCGCCGCAGCUGUAGCCGUAGAGGAGACUGAUGAACCAUCUGGAGAUGAGCUUGAUAACUUGAAAUUAAGAGAAGUUUCCAUGUCGAGAUUUAAAAGGAAUCAUGAAUAUCUUUCCGAAAUAUUUUCCGCGUAUAGUAUUAGUAACAUAAUACCUCCUGAAUCGCCUUACCAAUCCCUCAAUGUAGAAGAAUUGAAGCAACGAUUGGCUGAUGGCGAAGCCGAAAUAGAGAAGAUGAAAAGUGAAAAUGCUGAGAAGAUGAGAAAAUUCAGUAUAGAAUCAAACAUCCUAUCCAAGAGUAUACAAGAGAUCAAAAAAUGUACCUCUUUAGAGGAACUUACGAAAAUACAAGAACGAACAGAGAAGGAGUUAGGUAUCGUGAUUGAACCCUAUAAUCCUGUAACAAUAGUAAAAAUGCGUGAUACCCCUGAUUCAGAAGCGGAGGAUGAUGAUGAACAAAGAGGAAUGAUGCAGGAUAAUGGAGUAGAUGAAGAGAUAGAUGGAGAAUUGGAGAUGGAUGUCCCAUUGUUAGAUGCUGUUCAUGAGGAAGAGUUAGUGGGGAUAGGACAAGGACUUUCAACUUAUAAUAUUGAAGAAUCAUUGGUAACCGGAAACGAAAUAGAUGGUACAAGUGGAAUUGUUGAAGGUGAAUUACAAGGAUAUUUAAAUCCAGUGGAGGUAGUAG